GGCUACGGUGGCUCAGGCGCUAACUAGUGCUGCUACCCACCCACUGACUCUGCCCGGGCCUCUUUCAGGGCCCGACAAUCUUAUCUACACGUGAUGGUUUCAUUGGCUGCAGCCAGCUUUGCGUGCUGGGCGACGGCUUGCUUAGAAUAUUUUGCAGCCAAACUACACUCCGUCCCAACGACGUGCGAGCACACGACCACGGAAUCCGCCAACGCCGAGUAAUUUGGUCGAAAGCGAAUCCCAAAAUAAAAAAUGUCGUCCAUCACAAAAAGCCUGAGGCAAUUGCGUUGCCAACGGCCCAGCCUGGCCAAUCAAUUGGCCUCGUCGAGACAGCUGCCCCUGGCCAUCCGAACCAUCAGCAACACAUCGACAUCGACAUCGACAGCCGAUGCAGCGAAAAAGGACGCGCCAUCCGGUUCGAUGACACCUCUCCAGGCCGCUUUUGCUGCUCACCCAGCCCCCUUCAACAACCAGGUCGCUGUGCGCACCGUUCCCGCGACGCCAUCGUACUUUACUCGCCAGCCCGUCUUCAACGACCUGUUUAUCCAGCUCAACACCCUCCUCACAAAAUACCACCAUCUGCCUACGUCUGCCGCCGCCGAGCUGAACCCCGUUCCCUGGCUGAAGCUGCAGGACCUGCGCGAGCGCAUGGGCGAGCCCAUCAAGUCGUCGCAGUUCUCCAAGGUCAUGCGCAUCGCCAAGCGCCUGCAGAUGAUUGACGACUCCCUGCGCCCUGCCGAGGUCAACCUGGUUCUCGGAUCGUUCCAGCGCACGAUCGAUAGCCGUCUCAACAAGGCCAAGGCCGCUUACAUUGACAAGUUUGGUCGCGCUGUCGGCACCGGACGCAGAAAGGCCUCCAAGGCCCGCGCCUUUGUUGUCGAAGGUACCGGCGAGAUGCUCGUCAACGGAAAGCCUCUGAGCGAGGCCUUUGGCAGAGUGCAUGAUCGCGAGAGCGCUCUCUGGGCAUUGAAGGCCACGGAGCGCCUGGACAAGUACAAUGUCUGGGCCUUGGUUGAGGGUGGCGGUACCACAGGUCAAGCCGAGGCCAUCACACUGGCCGUGGCCAAGGGACUUCUCGCCCACGAGCCUGCACUGAAGCCUGCUCUGCGUAGCGCUGGUUGCGUCACCAGAGAUCCCAGAGCUGUGGAACGUAAGAAGCACGGCCACGUCAAGGCCCGUAAGAGCCCUACUUGGGUCAAGCGAUAAACGGUUGUUACGAAUUUCUUGUUGGACAGAUCUGUAUAACUGUACUAUUCGGGGUGUUCGAGGUCACACGACUGCCCCCUUGUAUCAUAUAUCCAUUUUGCAUCUAGUUAAUACACAGCGUCUCUUUCGAACGUGCCGCCGGCAUUUUCGUCAUAUCAAUCAUACUUCUACACACUUUUUUUCUCGGAUUGUUGUGAAUUUUGUUCGUCCAAAACUAUGGCCGGACAUUGUAAUAUAAUUCAUGUUGAUUGAUGUGCUAGUAGUUAUGCGGUGGCAUAUCCGAAGUUCAUUAUCAUAUACUGUGUCGGUUUCGCAAACAACGCGGCCAUCCUGUGACCACCACUCUGUAUGUAUCCAAAUGCUUUUCUUAAAAUUGAUCUGCACAAAAGAGUUAGCCGACAUUUCUCCCGUGAACCCACGCAUAAUGCCAAGCUUACCUAAAGUCAUGCUCAUGCUCACAUCGGUGUUCUCAACCAUCUUUGUAAACUCCUCAAAGCUAAUCUUGCCAUCGCCGUCCAAGUCCGCCUCCAUAAUGGUCUUGUCGACAAUCUGCUGCAGCUGCUGGUCCUUGAGGUUGUUUCCAACCAUCAUCUUGAGCACAAUGAAGAGCUCGCCAUUGCUAAUGUAGCCGUCACGGUCAAUGUCGUAAACCUUGAAUGCAAAUCGGAGCUUCUGCUCCUUGUUGCCCUUGCUGCUGAAAGCACUGAGGCCUGAUACAAAUUCUUGGAAAUCGACAUCGCCGCCGCCGUCUUCGUCGAAAAUGGCAAUCAUUCUGUUCAAAGUUAGUACGGCUCUAGAGCAGCAUCUUUUUUAGUUGGGUGUUCCUACCGAGUAGCCAGGGGAUUCGAAGAGAUUUGUGGCAAGCUAAGGAAUUCAUCACGCUCGAUGGUACCAGAGUUAUCCUACACACAGGGGCGUUAGUUAUAUGUUGGGCAUGCGGGACGAGUUGAUUGGGUGAGUCUCCGUACCUUGUCGAGCUUCAUGAAUCGCUUUCGUAAUCUGUCAACUUCUUCUCUGUUGACUAUAACCAAUUAGUAGUCUUCCUUGUCGUCAUGUCUGUCGGUACAUACAGUUGGAGCCCUGGACAAUGUCGUCCAGGACAGCGCUUGUCGCGUUACCCAUUUUGAUACAGACCGCCUUGCGUUAAUAUGUUCGGCAGAGCGAGUAUUGGUAUAUAUUGCGGUAAAUAUAUGUCUUCGUAUCACUGUAUCUCCAAGUCCCGGCCUCGAAAAUGCAGUGUUUUGGUUGAAGAUGGCGGCUAUCGGAAAGGUCACGCACCGUCGUCUGAGGGUUUGUGUUGGGCUUUGAGGUGG
Molecule: messenger RNA, 2519 nt
Organism: [Torrubiella] hemipterigena
Lineage: Eukaryota; Fungi; Ascomycota; Sordariomycetes; Hypocreales; Clavicipitaceae
Source: the annotation of a GenBank genome assembly